This is a messenger RNA of Fonsecaea nubica, 855 nucleotides long. RefSeq lists its product as hypothetical. Lineage: Eukaryota; Fungi; Ascomycota; Eurotiomycetes; Chaetothyriales; Herpotrichiellaceae. The transcript has a single exon. Gene Ontology annotation, molecular function: endonuclease activity. Gene Ontology annotation, biological process: maturation of LSU-rRNA; maturation of 5.8S rRNA. The record is from RefSeq and is a predicted model, not a curated record. Gene Ontology annotation, cellular component: Las1 complex; preribosome, large subunit precursor. The coding region runs from base 1 to 855 and encodes 284 amino acids.
AUGACUAUGCAAUUUCCACCAUGGCGACACGACUCGGAAUUGGCCAUGGUCCGGGACUGGUUCUUUCCCGCGAAGACGAAACAGGAAUUAUAUUCUACAGCCGAAUCCCCAACUCCGCAAGACCUGAGGCGGCGUGCUAUUGACAGGGUCAAUCUCUGGUUGUUCAAGGCUGGCCAACUUCCUUCAGCGCUGGUAGCCACGGCGAGCUUAACGGAUGCUUUGAUUCACGAUGAACAAAGGAGGUCACUAUCUGGCACGGGCAUCUCGGACCUGGCCAUGCAGAGCAUAUAUGCCAUGGCGUUUGCGAGGUUCGUCAAUGGAUUUGUUGACCGUGAUGUCGCACGUUCGUCUGCUGCCGAAAUGGCUCGAGAUGAUAGUCCCGAGCGAGGGGAAGUGACCCAAUUCUCUGCAAGUGCUACCAAAGGGGAAAGCUCCAUGUAUGCUUACGCCGCCAUGAUCGGGAUGCCACAGACAUUUGUUGAUCUCCGCCAUCAAGUCACACACGCUGACAUCCCCAAUAUGACGUAUAUGAGAAAAAUGACAGAGCAGGCUCUGGACUGGAUGUGGGAGAGGUGGUGGAUCAAAAAUGUGACUGGCACCCCCGAACGAGCGAUGAGAGAGCUGGAGGAAAGACGACGCAUAUCACGAGACGCCAGAGACGCCACAGAGCUGAGCAAAAGGGAUCCAAGUAGGUCCGUGCCUCAAACUGAUUCUGAUUGCGACUAUCAGGUUUCUCCAAUGAAGACAGCAUGGGGAUUGAGCAACACAGCAGAAAAUGAUCCUGAUGUUCCGGCCUCAGCUAGAACUAGAAAUACAAUGAAGCGCAAAUCUGCAGCUUUAGAGGAUGGGGAUUAG